Sabethes cyaneus is the source of this 1541-nucleotide messenger RNA. It is a transcript of the gene Es2, whose product is annotated as splicing factor ESS-2 homolog. Gene Ontology annotation, cellular component: catalytic step 2 spliceosome. The transcript has 3 exons. The record is from RefSeq and is a predicted model, not a curated record. The coding region runs from base 44 to 1501 and encodes 485 amino acids. NCBI's taxonomy places the organism in Eukaryota, Metazoa, Arthropoda, Insecta, Diptera, Culicidae.
UCAACAAAAUUUGCUUUUUUAAACAAGAAUAAUUAUUUCUAAAAUGUCUAAGCCAGGAGAAAAGGCUCUUCAGGCAAUGUUGGAAAUGGAAAAAGCAGUAAAUGUUUUUAAAAAACCUGCUGUUCCCAAAACUAAAGUGGAGAAAAAAGUUAUUCUUACGGAGGAGAAAUACUUAGAGGAAAUGAGUAAAAUCAUACAAAGAGACUUUUUCCCGGAUUUGCAAAAACUAAAGGCACAGAAUGAAUAUCUUGAUGCACUUGCCAGCAAUGACAUCGUCAAAUUGAGACAAAUUUUUUCGAAGUACAACUCCAAAUCUCCACUGCUCAGAGAACCAAGUCCUGCUACGUUCGAAACUCCACUGCCAAGUGCAUCACUGCACACUGAGGAACCCCGUUCUACUCGGUCUAACGUCAGUGCCAGCUCUAGCAAAAGUUCCAGUAAAACGAUAGCGGAUAAGCAUUCGCUAGACAGCUUUCUCCACAACUACACCAGCGAAGAUAAUGACAGCUUUCAGGAAAUUAUUGAAGCAGCCGAUCGGAAAAUGAGACAAAAGUUUUCUGUAUUAUAUGCAGCGGAAGACAGCAGCAAAGAAAGUCUUAUGCAGAGCUUAACAUUGCCUAGCAUAGAAAACCAGUUCGAUGAAAAGGAAAAGCCUAAGAAAUUGGACAUGUGGACAUAUAGAAAUAAAAACUACAUUAUGUAUAUUCCUGAUGGCGUCGAUAGGAGCAGAGAAGAAGAGAUCGAACUGGUUAAUAAAAAACAAGAGAUUGUUCAUAACAAUACCCGGCUUAAAACUAAUCCUUUUAACGAACGGGAAAGCAAGCAGGCCAUUACAGAAGCCGCUCGAUGUCAAGCCAAGUGCCUCCCCGAAAAGAUUGGUGUGGAUGGGAAAUUGGUAGAAGCUUCACUAACGCCAGCUGUACGAGGAUUUAAUUUUGUGAAAAGUCCUUCCCCAUGUCCUGGUGUUACAGACAGCCCGCUGUUCACAUGGGGUGAAAUUGAGGGUACCCCCUUCCGUCUAGAUGCCGCAGAUACGCCUCUACAUCCAGCCUCGUCCGGACCAUCGUUCCGUAUCGCAGAAACGUCCAAACGAGAAGCUCUAGGAUUGCAGUUAGCGGAGAAGGCAGCCGAAAAAUCACGCUCGAAGAAGGCUAAAGCAAUUGAGGCGGCUCGUCGAAAUAUUGCUUCACCAAUGAUUCGCAACACAUUUGACAGAAUUGCUAGCAUGUCACCCGCGGCCCGUCGACUUGCGUCCAACAAACUCGGACUUAUAAGCAGUCCCAGCCCACUGCGUUCGCCAAUAGGCUCAAACAAUUCGCUCAAGAGCCCACUUUUGAGUAGGAAACCACGACCAACACCUUCCCCAACGGCUAUCGUAAGAAGAAAGACACCACUGAUAACAGCGCCCACCAACAAAGCAACGGAUUCGGUAGUACUAACAGAUAAUUUGCUAGACAUUCCCUCUACCGCAAAGCGUCCAAAAGCUGCAGACUUUUUCUAGUUGAAAGGAUUAUAUUGAAGGCGUAUUUUAAAGAUGAAUA